UUCUGUUUUUUUUAUUUAUUUAUUAAUUUAUUGGGUUGUUAACUUGUCUUUCUUUCCAAGGCAAGUAAAAGAAGAUUCUCUUCCUUCCCAAACGGAAAUCGAUUCAGUGCGAAACGGAAAUUGACUCGUUACUGAAUUAUUUGGUUGAUAUUGUUCCAUACAAUGCCAUCGCUGUUUACUUUCAAAUGUUGAGUUGUUAGUUUGUUCAACAAUGGCAGCUGUUAGGUCUUCCUCUGUAAGACGUAUAGGAAUCACAAUCAAUGCUUCUUUCAGUACGGAAUUAGUUCAGCACCGUCACUAUCACCAUAGUGUGUGUGUGAACCUUGCAAGGUUGCCGAGUGAUUCACCGAGUCAUCCUUAUUACAAAAGAGAGUUACAAUCUGCUAAGAAUCAGUUUAGUAAUUUGGCUUCUGAAUCCUUUGGAAGUAGACACCAAUUUGGUACUAGAACCAAUGUAUCGUUUAAUCCUAGAUUCUCUAGCUAUUGUUUUGGGAGUGCCCUUCCUUUUGCUUCUGCGAACCACGUGUUGAAUCGCCGAUUUUAUUCGUCGACGGUGGGAGGUGAUAAAGGAAGUCGAGAUGCUGGUACAGAAGUCUCUGCUGGUUCUGGUGUGAGUGACAUGAAUGCCACUGGUGAUUCUGUUGCUGGGGGUGAUUGGGCUGAGAGGAUUAGAGAUGUUUGGAAGAGUAUGGUAGAGUCAGCAUCAUAUGCUGGGGAAAAGGUUAAAGCAAGAUCCGAUGAUCUCACUCCAUAUGCUCAGCAGUUGCUUGAUUCACACCCAUAUUUAGGCAAUGUGAUUAUUCCGGUUGGUGGUACUUUAACCGCUACGCUAAUAGCUUGGUUCUUGAUGCCUAUGAUUUUGAGGAAAUUUCACAGAUAUGCAAUGCAAGGUCCCGUUUCUCUAUUGCCAGCAAGCAUGUCUGGAGAUCCAGUUCCUUAUGAAAAAAGCUUUUGGGGUGCUUUGGAGGAUCCUGUGCGAUAUUUAGUUACCUUCAUGGCAUUCUCACAAAUUGGUGUAAUGGUAGCUCCAACAACUAUAACCGCUGAAUAUCUUGCACCAGUUUGGAGGGGUGCAGUCAUAGUUUCAUUUGUAUGGUUUUUGCAUAGAUGGAAAACAAAUGUUUUUGCACGGACAUUGUCCAGUCAAAGUUUACUUGGACUUGAUAGGGACAAAGUGCUCGCUCUUGACAAAAUCUCAUCAAUUGGUCUAUUUGUGAUUGGUAUAAUGGCUUUUGCUGAGGCUUGUGGUGUGGCCGUGCAAUCUAUUGUUACUGUUGGUGGUAUAGGAGGAGUGGCUACUGCUUUUGCUGCCAAGGACAUUCUUGGCAACGUGUUUAGUGGUUUAUCUAUGCAGUUUUCUAAGCCUUUUUCAGUUGGAGAUACAAUAAAAGCAGGCUCGAUAGAGGGUCAAGUGAUGGAAAUGGGUCUUACUACUACGUCUUUGCUGAGUUCAGAGAAGUUUCCAGUCAUUGUUCCAAACUCAUUUUUUUCUAGCCAGGUUAUUGUGAACAAGUCCCGUGCUGAAUAUCGUGCCAUUAUUAGCAAAAUUCCUCUGCAAACUGAGGAUUUAAGUAAGAUUCCCCAGAUAUCAGAUGAUGUAAAAAGCAUGCUCAGGUCAAAUGCAAAGGUUUUCUUAGGGAAAGAUGUUCCCUACUGUUUCUUAUCCCGUAUAGAAAGUUCAUAUGCAGAAUUGACUCUUGGAUACAACCUCAAACAUAUGCGCAAAGAUGAACUAUACUCUGCUGAACAAGAAAUUCUGCUUCUGGCAGUUCAGAUCAUUAAAAAUCAUGGGGUUGCUCUUGGCAGCACAUGGCAAGAAAUGCCUUCGAAAUGAUGUGCUCGGCAAGAAGACAAUUUUGGAAGAAGUGGUUGCAAGACAUUGUGAGCUUUAGCUUUUACUAAUGCAAUGCUUACAAGGAAUUUGUCAUUCAUUCACACUGAAGCAGUUUUCCAAUACUAUAGUUUCCCGUGUAGUUGGUUCAUUUGCCUUCAGGUUUUAAUUUUGAUUUACUAAAAGAGUGUGAUUUUUCUCGUUGAUUGAAUUGUGGCAUUAUGUAUCUA
This is a messenger RNA of Vigna unguiculata (cowpea), 2061 nucleotides long. RefSeq names its product mechanosensitive ion channel protein 1, mitochondrial-like. The record is from RefSeq and is a predicted model, not a curated record. NCBI's taxonomy places the organism in Eukaryota, Viridiplantae, Streptophyta, Magnoliopsida, Fabales, Fabaceae. Gene Ontology annotation, biological process: transmembrane transport. Gene Ontology annotation, cellular component: membrane.